Molecule: messenger RNA, 2560 nt
Organism: Phlebotomus argentipes
Lineage: Eukaryota; Metazoa; Arthropoda; Insecta; Diptera; Psychodidae
Gene: Exo70
Product: exocyst complex component 7
Exons: 2
Coding region: 444-2552 (702 amino acids)
Biological process (GO): exocytosis
Cellular component (GO): exocyst
Molecular function (GO): phosphatidylinositol-4,5-bisphosphate binding
Source: RefSeq, a predicted model, not a curated record
GCUUUUUUUUUUAGUUCUCCGUCUUGUUAUUCAUCAUUUUAAUUGAUCAAUUGCAUGGGGAAUUUAACAGUGACGCUCUUCAGGUGUUUACUGAGGAAUGUGGGGGUGGUAAUUCGCUGAUAAUUAGAUAAUAUUGGACAGGAAAACAGCUGCCACGUGCGUUGUUCCCAAUCGGUAAACCGCUUGCUGUUGCUUUCCUUCGGCGGUUUAUAAGGAAAACUGUGCCUUACCUUGUAGGAAUCAUAUUUGUGAAGGUUUCUUAUGUGGAGAUCUAAUAGGAAAUAAUCCCUGAAUAAGGAUUUCCGACGAGGAAAAUUUCAGACACACGGACAAGUGGAGACGCCCAGUGGCGGCGAAGAGCGAUGUAGUGACAUUUCGUAAAAUUGUAAACAGAAGUGGGAGUAUUUUUCUCUCUACAUAUUUUCUAAAUUUUCUCUAAGAAAAUGGCUUCGUUGAAUAAUACAGUUGAAAUAGAGUGCAAGCUAGAGAAGGAAAAGGCAAACUUAGCCCUUCUUCAUACACGAGUGGAAAACUAUCAGGACCUUACGAAAUCCAUGUCCACGAUUCUAAAUUCCUUCGAGCAGCGUCUCGGGAGGCUCGAACAGACCGUAUUGCCGGUGUAUCACGAAACUGAGCACUUGCAGAAGAGACAGCAGAACCUGGAUGCCACGCUGCAGUGUCUAGAAAGUGUUCUUAUGCACUAUGACGCCUCUCAAGAGGUGUGCAAUUUGAUCCACUUGGGGCCAAAUGAGGGCGAUGUGGCCACAUUUUUGGAUGCCCUAGAUCGCCUCAAAGCCGCCAAGGAUUACUUCCUGAACAAUAACUCACAGAGUGUUGAGCUGGACAAUGUCACGAGUCUCUUCAACACCGGUUGCGAGUCUCUGAAUAACCACUUCAAGGCGUUGCUGAGAAAGCACUGCAGUCCCAUGAAGCCUGUAGAUUUGCUGGAUUUGAUCUACAUUGAGGAGGACUCGUCCAAUGAGGACUGUCCCAGUAUUAAGCAACUUCCGCCAACUGCCAGGGAGGAGUUGAAAAUCGUGGCGGCGUGGCUGGAAAACAACCUGAGGCGCGAAUAUGUGGGAAUUUAUGCUGACGAGCGGUCGGACGUGGUGUUCAGAUCUCUGGCGAUGCUGAAGGAUCAUCAGAAGAGCGGAAGUUGGGGCAGUGAGCCGCUGAAAGUGAGAUAUCAUGGGAAGCCUGAGCCGAGGAAAUCCACAUCGGCAAGGCUGCAGCAGAUUUUCGAGCGCAAGGCUAAUAAAAUGCUGUUAAAAGCUUCCCAGACAAUUGAGCAAAGUCGUUUUGCCAUCCGAAAGAACUCUGCGUAUGGAGACAAUCUCACCACUGAUGAUCAUGUUGGAGAUGGAGAUCAAGAUUUAGAGAAAUAUCUCGUUCUUCUGCUAGGGCUUCAGCGUCUUCUGAUUUGGGAGCGACAGAUAUUGGCCGAUGUGAUUCCCAGUUCACGCCUUGGAGAGGUUUUCUCUCGCUUAGCAUCCACUUCAAUUGAGAUGGUGGUAAAAGAUGCUGAGAGCAUCACAACUAAGGUGUUGAGAAGCAUCGCCAGAAAGGAUUGGACAGCUGCUUUGGGCGUUUUCUCGGCUCUGAAGCAUGUCAUCCUCAUGCAACCGGACAUUGAGAAGCUUUGCGACACGAGUCAGCGUCAUCAGCUGGCAAUGGUGCUGCAGAAACUGCAGAGCACCGGAGCAAAAGCUUUGGAACAGUUUCUGGAUCUUGUGAGAGGUGAUACAGGAACAAAUCUCGUGGCAAUGAGUUCCAGUACAAUCUCGGGAUCAGGAAAUGUGCCGAGAGAUGCAACAGUGCAUGAAUUGACUAGCAAUUCCAUCUGGUUUGUUGAGCAUCUCUAUGAACAUGCAGAUGUUAUUGGUGGAAUUCUCCAGACGGACUCAUUUUACGCCAGUCAAUUGGAUUCCAUCGCACUCCACAAGUCGCUGUCACCUGAGGAUCGUCGGCGAGCUUUGCUUGGACUCUACAUCAAGCGAAUUCUGUCUGAGCUCAAUCUGACCAUCGUCUCCAAGUGUGAACAGUACAGCGACGUGGCCACGAGACAUCUCUUCCGUUUGAACAACAUUCAUUACAUUCUAAAAUCGCUUCAGAGAUCAAAUCUCUUGGAGCUUCUCUCCGUCACUGAGCCAGAGUGUGAGAAAAACUAUCAGGAUCUCAUUCAAGACUUAAAGAAUUCGUAUCAGCGAUCUUGGCAGCGCAUUCUGGCACACAUUUCCCCUCUUGAGGAUCUUCCCAGACCAGCAGCUGGAAAGGUGCGUGACAAGGAGCGUGCAGUGAUCAAGGAGCGCUUCGCCAACUUCAAUAAGGAUCUGGAGGAGGCGUGGAAGACUCAGCGUGGUAUUUCCGUGCCAGAUGUGAUCUUGAGAGAAGGAUUGAAGAGAGACAAUUCGGAGACAUUGAUCCCACAGUAUAAUGCCUUCUUUGAGACCUUUGCAGAUGUGCAGUUCAGCAAGAAUCCUGAGAAGUACGUGAAGUACAAGCCUCAGGAUGUCACAAGGAUGCUGAACAGUCUCUUUGAUGACACUGUCUAAAGUGAGAG